This is a messenger RNA of Manduca sexta (tobacco hornworm), 4946 nucleotides long. RefSeq lists its product as uncharacterized. The record is from RefSeq and is a predicted model, not a curated record. The transcript is spliced from 2 exons. Bases 15 to 4763 code for a protein of 1582 amino acids. NCBI's taxonomy places the organism in Eukaryota, Metazoa, Arthropoda, Insecta, Lepidoptera, Sphingidae.
GAAGAAAGAGGACCAUGAGCCCAAAGACAGCAAGGAGAAGAAAGAUGACCAUGAGCCCAAAGACAGCAAGGAGAAGAAAGAUGACAUUGAGACCAAAGACAGCAAUCAGAAGAAAGAUGACCAUGAGACCAAAGACAGCAAUGGGAAGAAAGAUGACCAUGAGACCAAAGACAGCAAUGAGAAGAAAGAUGACCAUGAGACCAAAGACAGCAAUGAGAAGAAAGAUGACCAUGAACCCAAAGACAGUAAGGAGAAGAAAGAUGACCAGGAACCCAAAGACAGCAAGGAGAAGAAAGAUGACCAUGAGACCAAAGACAGCAAUGAGAAGAAAGAUGACCAUGAGACCAAAGACAGCAAUGAGAAGAAAGAGGACCAUGAGCCCAAAGACAGCAAUGAGAAGAAAGAUGACCAUGAACCCAAAGACAGUAAGGAGAAGAAAGAUGACCAGGAACCCAAAGACAGCAAGGAGAAGAAAGAUGACCAUGAGCCCAAAGACAGCAAAGAGAAGAAAGAGGACCAUGAAUCCAAAGAUAGCCCUGAGAAGAAAGAUGACCAUGAGCCCAAAGACAGCAAGGAGAAGAAAGAUGACCAUGAGCCCAAAGACAGCAAAGAGAAGAAAGAGGACCAUGAAUUCAAAGAUAGCCCUGAGAAGAAAGAUGACCAUGAGACCAAAGACAGCAAUGAGAAGAAAGAGGACCAUGAGCCCAAAGACAGCAAGGAGAAGAAAGAUGACCAUGAGCCCAAAGACAGCAAAUGAGAAGAAAGAUGACCAUGAGCCCAAAGACAGCAAGGAGAAGAAAGAGGACCAUGAGUCCAAAGACAGCAAUGAGAAGAAGGAUGAACAUGAGCCCAAAGCCAGCAAGGACAAGAAAUAUGAUCAUGAGUCUAAACACAGCAAGGACAAGAAGGACGACCAUGAGCCCAAAGAUAAUCAUGAACUCAAAGAUGAUCAUGAACCUAAUGAUGAUAAUGAGCCCAAAAAUGAUCAUGAGCUCAAAGAUGACCAUGAACCCAAAGAUGGUCAUAAAUCCAAAGAUGACCAUGAACCCAAAGAUGACCCUGGGCCAAAAAAUGAUCAUGAACCCAACGAUGACCAUGAGCUCAAAGAUGAUCAUGAACCCAAAGAUGGUCAUGAAUCCAAAGAUGACCAUGAGCUCAAAGAUGACCACGAACCCAAAGAUGACCAUGAACCCAAAGAUGACCAUGAGCUCAAAGAUGACCAUGAACCCAAAGAUGACCACGAACCCAAAGAUGAUCAUGAACCCAAUGAUGGUCAUGAAUCCAAAGAUGACCAUGACCUCAAAGAUGACCAUGAACCCAAAGAUGACCUUGGGCCAAAAAAUGAUCAUGAACCCAAAGAUGACCAUGAGCUCAAAGAUGAUCAUGAACCCAAAGAUGACCAUGAAUCCAAAGAUAACAAUGAGCCCAAAGAAAAUCAUGAGCCCAAAGAUGACCAUGAGGUCAAAGAUGACCAUGAACCCAAAGAUGACCCUGGGCCAAAAAAUGAUCAUGAACCCAAAGAUGACCAUGAGCUCAAAGAUGAUCAUGAACCCAAAGAUGACCUUGGGCCAAAAAAUGAUCAUGAACCCAAAGAUGACCCUGGGCCAAAAAAUGAUCAUGAACCCAAAGAUGACCAUGAGCCCAAAGAUGACCACGAACCUAAAAAUGAUCAUGAACCCAAAGACGACCAUGAGCCCAAAGAUGACCAUGUGACCAAAGAUGACCACGAACCUAAAAAUGAUCAUGAACCCAAAGACGACCAUGAGCCCAAAGAUGACCAUGUGACCAAAGAUGAUCACGAACCUAAAGAUGAUAAUGAGCCCAAAGAUGACCAUGAGCUCAAAAAUGAUUAUGAACCCAAAGAUGACCAUGAACCCAAAGAUGAUCAUGAACCCAAAGAUGAUCAUGAACUUAAAGAUGAUCAUGAACCCAAAGAUGAUCAUGAACCCAAAGAUGACCAUGAACCCAAGGAUGAUGAUGAGCUCAAAGGUGACCACGAGCUCAAAGGUGACCACGAGCUCAAACAUGACCAUGAGCCCAAAGAUAAUCAUGAACUUAAAGAUGAUCAUGAGCCCAAAGGUGACCACGAGCUCAAAGAUGACCAUGAGCCCAAAGACAGCAAGGAGAAGAAAGAUUACCAUGAAUCUAAAGACAGCAAGGAGAAUGAUGAUCAUGAGCCCAAAGAUGACCAUGUGACCAAAAAUGACCACGAACCCAAAGAUAAUCAUGAACCCAAAGAUGAUCAUGAACCCAAAGACGAUCAUGAGCCCAAAGGUGACCACGAGCUCAAAGAUGACCAUGAGCCCAAAAAUACUCUUGAACCCAAAGAUUACCAUGAACCCAAAGAUGAUCAUGAGCCCAAAGAUACUCAUGAACCCAAAGAUGACCAUGAGCCUAAAAAUGAUCAUGAACCUAAAGAUGAUCAUGUAACUGAAGACGAUCAUAUGCCUAAAGAUGACCUUCAACUUAAAGUCAUUCAUGAAAAUACAUCAAGUCCUGUGGGCGAAGAUAAAAAGCACAGCAACAGCAACAUACUGAACGGUCACAGCCUUAAAAGACAUCAUAGCAGUAAACAUAAUCAUCAAAAUGGCAGUCACGAGAACAAUCAUAAAGUCUAUAAACAUACACACAAUACUUCACAUAGUCAUCCUGAUAAGUCGCAUGAGAAAAACAGAGCCCACAGACAUCAUAAUCAUGGACACCAUAAACUAAAUCAUGGAAACACCCAUGUUACAGAACAUACAAUUAUAAAUAAAAAAUCCGACGACUUGAAUAAUACAACUGAUCAGUCAAAGGACAAGCACACCAAUGAUCAUGGUGAUAAAGACUAUGGAGGUAAGCACAGUAAUGAUGAGAAAGAAAAUCAAGAUAAAAGUCAUGAAAUAAAGAAUGUUAACGAAGAUAAAUUUAAUCCAGAGAAAAACGCCUUGGAGGACAAAGGACAUCAAGAUAAUGGAAACAUUGAAGAUCAGACAAAUAAUCACGAAGUCAAGAAUGACAAUGGAAGCAAAGAUCAUAAUAGUGUCAAUUACAGUAAUAAUACUGAGAUCAUUUACUACAGAAGCAAUGAAAAUAGAGAUAAGAAUGACAAUGGAAACAAAAAUAAUGAUGGUGAUAUAGAUAAUCAUAAUAAUACCAGUGUCCAUGAGCACAAAAUCAGUGAUGAACACAAAGAUACUUAUGAGUCUAAAGAUAAUAAAUCUAAAGAUAGUCUUGAGGUGAAAGAUGAAAAUAAAACAAAUAACCGUAACAAAGACAACCAUAAACACAUAGAUAGUCUUAAAAACGAAGACAGCCAUGAUGCUCAAAGUACAAUUGACGGUGAAUUAUUUGAAGAAGGCAAAGAUGUUCAUACCGACAAAAACCAUCAGAGUGGAAAAGAUAGUACGGAACAAAACAGCCACGAUGAUAAAGAAGGUCUCGUAUUGAGGGAUGAGAAUGGAAACAAAGAAAACGAUGAUGCAAGCAAAAAAGCCGAUGAAACCAACGACCAUCCGAGUGACAAAGGAAGCCAUAAGCAGGAAGUACACCGUAAAGUAAACAAUAAUAAUAAAAAUAAGGAUCAUGACAGUGGUGAAGGUCAUCAAGAAGGCGAAGAUGAUCAGGAGAAUAAAGACAAUCAUGGAAAGAUAGAUAGAUACAACCGUGAGAAUAGCUAUGAAGAGGUUAACCCUAAUAAGAAAGCCUUUGAUAAUAGCAAAGAAGUAGAUAAGGUAAAACAAGAGAAUGAAGAGAAAAACAUUCAUAAACCCAAAAAUAGCACCGAAGAGAUAAAUGGUACGCGAGGUCAGGUAAAUAAUGAACACGAGGAAAUACAUGACAAUAGCGAAGAGAAUCAAAACACCCAUAGUUACAACAGUCAUGAAGUAAAUAAUGGUAAUAUAGAUCAUGAUACAAAAGAGGUCCAAGACGAACGUCAUCAAGAUGGAGUAAACAAUCAUCGUAAAGACAGCUAUGAUCAAACAGAUAGCUAUGAAGGUAAAGAAUAUGAUGAUAGAGGAGAGAUUGGUGAAAACGGAUAUCAGCAAGGCAUCAGUCAUGAGCAGAAAGACAGCCAUGAAAUAAAUGAUGAAGAUAGACAUAACAACAAAGACUCCUUUGGUAUUAAAACUCGUAAUAGUUACGAUAAAACUGAUGAAAACCAGUAUAACGAAAAAGAACAUGGUAACAAUCAUGAAAAUUACAAUCAUAAUAGAAAUUAUGGAGUUCAAAAUUACCGCGACUAUCCGAGGUAUCACAUCCAAAACUACAAUGGCGAAUCAAUUGAAGAUUUUUACCAGAGAAGACAUAGCAACCAAUAUACAAACCAUGGUAGCAAUCACGACUGGAAUGAUCAAGACUACCGGCACCUUAUACACCAUGUUAAUCGAAGACAUAAUACCAUGCCCUGGUAUGAAUAUAUACCUAGAUGCUGGUGUAACAGAUACCAUGGUUACUUUGAUGAAAGACCGCAACCAUAUGAAAGGGAAGAUACGCACGAUAAUUCUAGAAGCUCUGAAGAGGAUGGUUUAGCUGAGAAAUAUUGGGCUAGCCACGAAAAUAGAAGAAAAAUUAACUCGCGAAGUUACGACGAGGUUAGUAAAAGUAAAAACCAUAGACAUAGUACUAAUGGUAAGCUAAGAAAACCUGGGGUCCAUAGUAUCUUCAUAAGCAGAGCAGAAGCCAAUAGCAGAGACUGGCUUAGAAUCCAAAGCCGCGAUCAUGUAAACACGAAUAAUAAUCACGGAAAUACCGAUGCAGAAAGUUUGAAGAAAUCCCCGUAAGCAAUGAUCAAGUAGAAGGCUCCGAGAUAUAAUCAGCAAGCAAGCACGAAUACUUCGCACAUAACUGAAUCGCACAUUUGAUUCUUAUUUAAAUUAAGAACUUGGAGAGUAGCAUAAGUGAAAAUUAAAAGAUGAAACUGUGGAAGAAUAAAAUAUACGAAAAUAUGAUCAUAUCACAAAUAA